GCCGCCCACAACAACAACACCCUCCUUUUUAUACCCGCAUACGAUUCCCAAAAGCCCAUCAUGGCGACGUCUAAAGUUUUUAGCUUGGAAGGAAAAGGUCUGAAGCUGACCACGGCCGAGGACAUUGAGCCUCACAUCCAGCCACUAAAAGAUAAUGCCGACGUGGAGGAGGUUAUUUUCGUUGGCAAUACUCUGGGCGUGGAGGCGUCCGAGGCUCUCGCCAAGGUGUUGGAGACCAAGAAGAACCUCAAGGUUGCCAACUUUGCAGACAUUUUUACUUCACGUCUGCUCUCCGAGAUUCCUCAGGCUCUGUCUAGCAUCCUCACCGCGCUGCUCAACAUUCCUAACCUCCACACCAUCAACCUUUCCGAUAACGCUUUCGGCCUGAAUACCCAAGCACCUCUCGUGGCUUUUAUUUCUGCGCACGUCCCCCUCCAACACCUCAUACUGAACAACAAUGGCCUCGGCCCCGCCGCCGGUGUCCUCGUUGCCGAUGCGCUUUCCACCCUCGCCGACAAGAAGGCCGAGGCGCGUCAGGCCGACGCCAGCGCUACGAUACCCGACCUGGAGACGGUCAUCUGCGGACGCAACCGGCUGGAAAAUGGCUCGAUGGAGGCAUGGGCAAAGGCAUACAGCAAGCACGACAAGAUCCGCCUGAUCAAGAUGGUGCAGAACGGUAUUCGGCAGGAGGGCAUUACGCACCUGCUGAAGCACGGGCUGCGGACGGCGGAGCAACUGCGCGUGCUCGACCUGCAGGACAACACAUUCACGGCAAUGGGUGCGCGCGCGCUGGCAGACGUCGUGGGCGGGUGGGCGUACCUGCGCGAGCUGGGCGUCGGCGACUGCCUGCUCAGCAAGAAGGGCGGCGUGCUGCUGGGCAAGGCACUGGCACGCGGCGGUAACAAGGAGCUGGAGAUCCUGCGCCUGCAAUACAAUGAAAUUGACGCCAAGGGCCUUGAAAGCUUGGCUAAUGCGACUGUUGACGCGCUGCCCAAGCUGCGCCGCUUCGAAAUCAACGGCAACCGCUUCUCCGAAGACGAUGAGAGCAUCGAGAAGCUGCGCGAGGCAUUUGAUGAGCGCAAGGAGGCUGCGGACCCGGAGUUUGUCGAUGCUCUGCCUGAAAACGAGGAGUGGGGUCUCGAUGAGUUGGAUGAGUUGGAUGAUGAGAGCGACGAGGAAGAGGGUGAGGAUGAGGACGAGGAUGAGGAGGGUGUCGACGCCGAUGAUCAGGCUGAGCGCGUGGUAAAACGCGCAGAAGAGGCCGAACAGGCGGCAGUGGCGCAGGAAAAGGACAAGAGCGUUGACGCGCUGGCGGAUAUGCUGGACAAGACGGCUCUGUAAUGUGUCACGACAACGAACGGCGAUAGCUGCAAUAUGUCAGAUGCGCAUUACAGAUGCAGCAUGUCGUCAACCCCUGGGGAUGUUGACAGCUGAUCAUCUACAGCCAGCUCCAGCGCUGCAAGCCCUUCAUCGACGAAAACAGGAUCUGCAAACGUAUGCAUCCCUAAUGCAAGGAAAGGUAAACGACGCAGUGCUCUUCCACUCAUGCCCUAAGCACGUAAUCAGCGUCGGGUCGAUUUAGGCAGAAAGCUUUUCGAAAGACACACCUGACAUCUCUGCGCAAUAUGCCACAGUCUUCUUCCAGGACUGUUUGGAUGAUUGUUCAGAUGGAGUCUCAUUUCAGCAAAAGUAGGAAUAAAUGCCAGACUAACUGGCUCUUCGAGAGUGUGAAUAGGUGUUGAGUCGACACGCUCACCCUCCAAGGUUAGACAGUCCAAUGUCAUAUUGUCUGGGGUAGUGUUGUC
Aplosporella prunicola CBS 121167 is the source of this 1805-nucleotide messenger RNA. RefSeq lists its product as uncharacterized. The coding region runs from base 61 to 1341 and encodes 426 amino acids. Gene Ontology annotation, biological process: activation of GTPase activity; nucleocytoplasmic transport. The record is from RefSeq and is a predicted model, not a curated record. The transcript has 2 exons. Gene Ontology annotation, molecular function: small GTPase binding; GTPase activator activity. Gene Ontology annotation, cellular component: cytosol; nucleus; perinuclear region of cytoplasm. NCBI's taxonomy places the organism in Eukaryota, Fungi, Ascomycota, Dothideomycetes, Botryosphaeriales, Aplosporellaceae.